CUUCUUGACAAGAGUAAGGUAGGCGCUGUUUGGAUUGUCAGUUCCAUGAAGUGGGAAAUAGUGACAGUGUAUUCUUGGAAAUGUGUUUCAAUGACCUUUUAAACAAGUGUUAGUAUUGAAUAUUUUUUAAUUCGCAAGUCAAGAGGGGAGAGUAGACUUGAUCCGCAUGAUGUCUUACGUACUUGUCCCAACGUAGAGGAGUGUUGCAGCUAGCAAGCUAGCCAGCCAACGUUAGCACUUUGAGUGGAGUGGAGGGGUACGGGCCCGCCUCAGACUAAAGUAGCUCCUGCAGCUGGGGAGCUCUCUCUGCGACAGCGGCCAUCUGACAACUACGGAGUCGGGACAUUACUUACUGGGCAGGCCGGUUCUGACGGAUCAAAGCUUUGGAUCAGUUAUUUAAUUGCGAGCUAAUUCUAUUGGCAAACGCCGCAUUGCUUGAAUUGAGAGGGUCUGUCUUCAAUGUUAUGAACUCGUAAAAUGCAACAGGAGAGGAGGUAGGAUGACAUACUCGUCUUGAUAAUAGAAUAACUGACAUCGAUGCAAAUACGCUGUUUCAGAUAGCCAUUUGUCAGCUGAUACUAGCCCACUCGCGUUUGACGCAGGAUAUUUAGACUGGAGUUGUAAACGCAGGCUCUCAAAAUGUCUAAAAUGCCGGCUAAAAAGAAGAGCUGUUUUCAGAUCACAAGUGUGACACAGGCUCAGGUGGCGGCCAGCAGUGCCACGGAUGACACAGAGAGCCUGGACGACCCAGACGAAUCACGGACUGAAGACGUGUUGUCGGAAAUCUUCGACAUGUCCCGGGCUGACUACGAGCCAGAGGUAUGUGAUCGAAGUUCAUCUGAGGAAACCCUAAACCAUGUAGGGGAGCAAGAGGCACCUGGCGUUAUACCUCAAGUUGGGCAGCUACCUGCAUUGUCGGGUCCCGCAAAUGAGGGUUUUGCUACUCGAAAGGUGGGAGUGGCAGGCUCUCAUGUUAGCCAGCAAACUCUGGGAACUGGUUCCUCAAGCGACCUCCCUACUAUCUCUCAGUCCAGGCUCGUGCAACAGCCUGCCCCAGUGACCAGUGGGGUGGCUACCAACGUGUCAGUGAGCACAUCCCAGCCAGUAGUGACUAGUUCAACCCCAACUUCUACAACGUCGACAACAAGUUGCAGUUCACGCUUCAGGGUCAUCAAACUUGAUCAUGGUACUGGAGAGCCCUUCAGAAGGGGCCGAUGGACUUGCACAGAGUUCUAUGAGAAAGACUCGGAGGGUAACACAGUGGUUAACAGGACUGCGGAUAACAUUAGGCAUGCCAAUGCGUUGGACCCCAGCGCCGACAGGGACAGCGGGCUGGGGUUGACAGGUGGUUCGGUGGUCGCACCGGCGACUCUCUCAGGCCAGGGCCUAGACUCUAUAGUGGAUGCUGCUGCACUUAGUGCCUCGCACAUUCACCCAGUGGACACACUGCUACAGCAGCAGCAGCUCCACCACCAGAACUACAACAUGGGGCAGCCUGGAACAGCCACAGCCAACGCUUUCCCCACCAACAAACCCGUGGCUGUCUCAGUUCAGCAGCCUGCGCUGGGUACUAUCCAACCCGCUGCCCCCCAGAACCUCCUUGUGGGGUUCAACGGUCUGCCUCAAACUGGCAUCCACAUACAGAAAUCUCAUAGCGUGCCCCCGGCAGCCCAGACCCAGCCGCUGGCUUACUCUCUCCAGCAGCAGCAACCCAUUCUACAGCAUCUUCCACUGGGACACCAUCUAUCCAACCAACCCCCAGGCCUGCCCCAGAACCAAGCGGACUACUACCAACACCACCAACCUGUCAUGGAGGCAGUGGUGUCGGCUGGCCAGACCCUUUCCAUGACCAGCCUCUCCGUGGGACAACCUAUGGGUCAGGGCCCAUCGCCGGUCAUGACUCCCGCCGCCGGGGUGCCGAUGCAGGGCCAGGUAGGGGAGUUGGCAGCAGCGGAGGGAGGAGUCCCUUUACCCCUUAGUCAGCCAGCUCCAGGCUUGAUGGGUGCAGGUAUUGGAGGUGUUGGGGCCUCCAUGCUGCUGGGCAGAGCCUCUACUCUGCAGCAGCCUGUGUGUCAGUAUGCCCCCACAGGGAUGCCUCAGCCCCUCGGGCUCCACUCCAUGCCCCCCAGUGCCCAAAACGUGCCUACCGCCAUCGUAGCCGUGACCACCAGCAUCGACGGCAUGCCCACCACUGUGCCCAGUGCCUCCAACACUGCUGCAGCAGUCCCUGCCACCAUGUCAAACCUGACCGCCUUCUUGUUGUCCGGGCAACAGGCCCCCACGGCCCGCAAUGGCGGGGGGGUGCAGGACCUCUUGGCUGCCGGGUUUGACCAGGUGGAGGAGGGCAGUAGGAAGGUGGAGGGCCUCGCGACGGCCCAGCCUCCCUCCAUCGCUGAGAAAAACCUGAUGAAGACCCCAGAGGGCCUGCAUCAGGCUGACAACCCCUCUGUGAACAGCCUGUUUGGAAUACCCAUACAAAUGGAGUGGGACGAGGACAGUGCCUCUGGAGCCAGUGUUGUUGCCAUUGAUAAUAAAAUAGAACAAGCCAUGGACCUGGUGAAAAGCCAUCUGAUGUAUGCAGUGCGUGAGGAGGUGGAGGUGCUGAAGGAGCAGAUCAAGGAGCUGUUUGAGAGGAACUCUAUGCUGGAGCGGGAGAACGCCGUUCUGAAAUCCCUGGCCAACAGCGACCAGCUGUCUCAGCUCUCUGUCCGGCCGGCCGACACAAACUCCUCUUGCAGCACGACUCCGCAGCAAGGGGUGGGCCAAGGCCAGCCGCAACUACAACUACAGGCUCCACCACAAGCCCAGCUUCAAGCACAGCCUCCGCUCCAGGCCCAGUCCCAGCAACUUCAAACCCAGCCUCAAGUGCUGCUUCAGCUCCAGUCCCAGCAACUACAGCCUUUGUCUCAACCCCAGCUCCAGCUUGACACCAGCCAGCCCCCGCCUUCGCAGCAACCGCAGCCCAACUUCAACUCCGCUUGAAGUGCACCCCCUCCCUAUCUCUCUCCGUGACAGGAGAGGGGGGAGAAAAAAAAGUAGAAAACAUCCCCCAAUUCUAAAUUGGCAUACGAAGCAAAAAACAAUAUUGUCUUGUUCGCACCAGCUUGAUCACCACAACCAAGAGCAGUGCUUCAGUGUGUCUGUGUGUGUACUGUAUGCCGGCUGUUCGGCCUUCCCAGUGUUAAUGCAAUCAAUGUGAGAGUAUGAGCGAGAGAAAGGGGGGCAUUUCUUGUGGGGUGCCAUGCUGGAGCUUUGACUGACC
Molecule: messenger RNA, 3262 nt
Organism: Oncorhynchus masou masou (cherry salmon)
Lineage: Eukaryota; Metazoa; Chordata; Actinopteri; Salmoniformes; Salmonidae
Product: TSC22 domain family protein 2-like
Exons: 3
Coding region: 640-2982 (780 amino acids)
Biological process (GO): regulation of transcription by RNA polymerase II
Source: RefSeq, a predicted model, not a curated record